AUGGACUAUAGUGCCUCAAUCAACGAAUCUGAAGACCCGGCCGCCUCUCCUUGGGGGAGCAGCCCCGUGCAAUCGCCACAGCAUUCGCGCACUGGCUUUGCGCCAAUUCCUGGCGAUAAUGGGAGCUCCCCAUUCCCAUAUAGCCCGCCACCGGGAAUCCUGGAAGCAUCUGGCGAUACUGACGGAUUCCAGCGGUCUGAUACUGCAACCACGGAAUCAGGCACUGAGGGCGGUGAUCUUGAUCAGUCUGCAACCUUGGCCUCUUCUGCAGCUGAAUUCGCGGGUGAAUCGCAUCCCCAUGCUUCCCAACCUCCCCAGCAAGCCGGCGAACCCCAACCGCGAGUACCCGGCUCCAACCAACAGGCCGAACAGGCACAGAAAAUACCUCCAGCUCAGCAGAGGCCGCAGUUCAAGCUCCAGGCCAAGAUUACAGGCCUUGAACGAACCGGCAAGAAGGACCCUGUGCUCCGGUUCGAUGUUCAUACAAACCUCCCGGCGUUCCGAACCACGCAGUAUCGAGAUGUCAGACGCCUCCACUCCGAGUUUGUCAAGCUCGGACAGCAUCUCAUAUCGGCCAAUCCCGAAGCUCUCGUGCCUGCUGUCCCGCCUCCAGUAACCGCGGCAGGUGCGGGAACAGACGAAGACGAGAACAGAGUAAAGGCAAUGAUACAACGAUGGUUCAAUUAUGUCUGCAGCAAUGAGACUCUCAUGCGAGACGAUGAGAUGGUGCUCUUUGUCGAGAGUGACUUUGGCUACAGUCCACUGGUCAAGAUGAAGCAGCCAGCUACUGGGGUCCGCAGAAAGAUAUUGAAGCAGUUUGCCCCUCCCCCUGAUGAUACCCCCGAGUUAGCAGACGCUCGUCCAACCGUGAAGCUGUUCUAUCUGGGAACCAUGGACGCCGGUCACAAGGUCGAUAAAAUGGUCAAAGCCAGAAGAGGCCUGGGGCUCGCUGAAUCCGACUACGGCGUCAAGCUCAGCAGCAUGCACGUCCAAGAGCCUCAUCCCGGCCUCGCAAACGCCUAUAAAAAGCUUGGCCGCGUCAUCCAGACCAUGGGCGACUACCACGCCGCCCAGGCCACCGCGCAAGCCGCCGCCAUUGGUGACCCGUUUCAGUACCACUCCCAAGAUGCCUUCAUCGUGAAGGAGUCCCUCACCAACCGCCAAAUCCUGAUCCGAGAAUUCCUCCAGUCGCAAGAAGCCACCAGGGGCAAACUCAACGCCGCGGACCGCCUGAAAGCUAGUUCUAGCGUGCGUCGUGAAAAGGUUGACGAAGCCAUCACCGCCCUUGAUGACGCUCGUCAAUUCGAAGCCAACCUAUACAACAAGACGAACCGCGUGACGCACAAUCUCGUUCAAGAACGACGAAAAUGGUUUGCCAGGACGUCCGCGGAUCUCCGAACCAGCAUUCGCGACUAUGUCCUUCGUGAAAUUGACGCGGAGAGACGAACCCUGGCGCUUUUGGAGACUGUACGCCCGGACAUUCGGUCCAUUGACGCAUCAGGCGGCUUGAGCCGACUUGGUCGGGAGUCGCACCCCACUGUGCGCCGAUCAAGCCUUGCUUCGAGCCAGGGGCCAAAGGGGGAUGCAUGGAGCGGCGUGCCGCGUCGAUCCGACGCCACGCGCAGCACAUCGAGUAGCUUCAUGGGCAAAGUUGCAGAGGAGGCCGAGGGCAAGGAGGACGAUGUGAGGGAGAGCCAGAGGGUGCCAGGGCUGGCGGGUGUGAAUGAGGAGGAUGAUGACGAUCGGAUUGAUGCGAGGAACGCAGCGAGCAGAUUGGCUACUAGCACGUUUUAA
Molecule: messenger RNA, 1794 nt
Organism: Metarhizium brunneum ARSEF 3297
Lineage: Eukaryota; Fungi; Ascomycota; Sordariomycetes; Hypocreales; Clavicipitaceae
Gene: vps17
Product: Vacuolar protein sorting-associated protein
Biological process (GO): retrograde transport, endosome to Golgi; intracellular protein transport
Cellular component (GO): retromer complex; endosome; retromer, tubulation complex
Molecular function (GO): phosphatidylinositol-3-phosphate binding
Source: RefSeq, a predicted model, not a curated record